This is a messenger RNA of Achroia grisella, 2951 nucleotides long. RefSeq names its product cellular tumor antigen p53-like. Gene Ontology annotation, biological process: regulation of transcription by RNA polymerase II; apoptotic process. Gene Ontology annotation, molecular function: DNA-binding transcription factor activity, RNA polymerase II-specific; RNA polymerase II cis-regulatory region sequence-specific DNA binding. The record is from RefSeq and is a predicted model, not a curated record. Lineage: Eukaryota; Metazoa; Arthropoda; Insecta; Lepidoptera; Pyralidae. Bases 226 to 1353 code for a protein of 375 amino acids. Gene Ontology annotation, cellular component: nucleus. The transcript has 10 exons.
UUGAAAACUUAAAGAAAUAAAAUAAAAUUCAAAGAAUUAUAUGUACACUAAAUAAAUUGGUACAUUAGAUAUGUGGACAAAGCUAUGUAGUCGAAUUAUAUUAGUGCAUCGUUAUUUGUGAUUUAUUCAAAUAAAUAGACCUAAGACUGACCAGUGCCAUUUUAUAUAGUUCAUAGUAGUGUUGAAUUGAAACUGAAGCAAUUUAUAGUAGACAUUAUCAGCAACAUGGCUGCUGCUAGUGACCUGAGUAGCAUCGAUAACAAUGAUUUAUUCUUUCAAAAUCCAGAAAAACAGUGGAUAGACGGCCCAAGUGAAUUUAUUGAGCUGACUCCAUCAGAUUAUGAUCAACACAUUGAUUUAGGAAACGGUGAUGGCUACAGCAAUAAUGAUACACUCGAUAUCAUGGAACUGCCGAAGUCAACGAUAAACACAAUUUUUCCUAUAUCGCCUUGUGGUCCACCGGACAGAGCCUGUUUCCCGGGAGAGUAUAAUUUUCAUGUGGAAAUAAACAGUGCCGAUACCCAUAAAAAGAAAUACUUAUAUUCUUCGAAGCUGGGUCGCCUAUACGUGGACGCUGGAUGCGACUUCCCGAUCUAUUUCAUGUGGUCCGGCGUUGCGACCGGACUGGCGGUGCGCGCGUGCGUCAUCUUCCUGGACCAGGACCAGGCCGAGAAACGUGUCGAGACGUGUCCCAAUCACGACCUCGCCAAACGGGACCCCAACCAUAUUGUGACUCCAGAAUUCACAAAGAAAUGGAAGAACGUGCUACACUCCUCGAGAAAUGAUGAUACCGAUGGCGUUUACUAUUGCGGUGACAAAAACUCUUGGUACUCCACCGUGGUGACGUUCGAUAAUAAGACCGAGAAGCGGAGUCACGCGUAUCGAUUUGUUUGCAAGAACUCAUGCCCGAUGGGAAUCAACCGGCGGUCGCUGGCAAUCAUAUUCACGUUGGAGGAUUAUAAAGGCACCGUGUACGGGCGAGAGAUGGUGAACGUGCGCGUGUGUGCGUGUCCGCGGCGCGACCUCCACAAGGACGAGGAGGCCGCACACGGACACCACCGCGCGCGCACCAGGGACCCCCAGGACCCGCCCGGCCCGCCGCGGACCAAGAAGAUCAAGACCGAGCCGGUCGACCCCACCGACGACGACAAGAUCGUCGAAGUACCCGCGUUCAAAGUACGAGGUGUGGCAGCCACAAUCAUGGGUCUGGAAACAAUGAAGAACAUGAUGGAAUUGUACAGAAGGAAAACCACCGACCCACACAACGCCGCGCAGACCGACCAAUGCAUUAGUGACGUUAAGAACGUUAUAAAUAAGAUCAAAAAUACUUCGCAAACCCAACCUACCCAGUAAACAAUGUUACUUAAAAGAUUAGGAUUUAAUCAUUUUAAUAUUUUUUUAUUUCAUUCAAAGCUUUUUAUUUGAUGGAUUUUAAGAUUUUUGUGGAUAUAUCUCAAUAGCAUCCUGCUUGUGUUAUUGGAUAAUCUGGCUGAGAACCAGUGAUGGAUGAUAAAAUGGUGAUGACAUCAUGUCUGCUAGUCCAUCGACAGUGUGGAUGUAAUAAUAUAUUCAUAGUAAGGACCAAUUAAUAAUAGGACAAGGACAAUUCACACAGCGCCAUCUAGUCCCAAGCUAAGAGCUUGUGUUAAGGGUAAUAACUAAUAGAAAUUAAUUGGAUGAUAAUAUGGAUAUUAAUUUUUGUAUCGUGCCUGGAAUCGAACUCACUAUUAUGACAAAUAAAUCGCUAGACCACGUCGUCAUUACUAGGAAUGCACCUCAGUUUGUUUGUUACAUUCUUGGUAUCUUAACAGAUAAACCAAUUUUCAUUAAAUUUGAUUUCAUAGUUUUUAUUUUUAUUUUUAAGGGUUUUAGGCUAUUGUCAGGUGCUAAGUAGGGAAAAAAAAUUAUAAUGUAAAACUUGACGUUCAUAAGCGGCUAAAAUGUCCUACAUGAAUAAAUGAUUUUUUAAUUUGAAUAAGACUGUAACAAUGCAACCUGCAAAGAUAUAUUGUGCUCGCCAUUUUUGAAAGCUCGCUACAUAGACCCUUAUCCAUUCUUGAUGACAAGAAUUGAAGGAUAUUCUUAGGAGCGAUGGUUUAUAUUUCCUCAGGAUAGAGUGUAUACUUUCCGAAGGAGAUAUUUUGUUUAUGCAUUAGUGGGCUGCAACCACAUACGAUGUGUAGUGGCGUUUCCUCUUCUGCUUAGUCUGCAGAUUAUUGUUAAGGUCGGGGCUAAUUUUGCCUUGUGUUUCAGAAUUUACUUCGCACAAUAACAUGAAAAAAUCGGUAUGGAUGCUAUAUAGAUACCAAAUUGUAUGAUGAUCACUUAAUAUGUUAAGGCGUGCAAACAAAUUUAGUUUCCCAUUUAUAAUAAUAUUAGUUAAGAUUUAUAUCUUUAUUUGCUAGAGCAUUGAUUUUAGAAGUUUUAAAAUUAUUUUUACUUAUUUAGUAUUUUUAAUGUUUACUCAUAAAGUAGACAGUAUGUAGACUAUAAGUGGUAUAUUGUUAAGUUAUAAAGUAAAUUAGAUCUGUGGUAACCAGAUUUGGUGCGUAACAUCACAUUUUUGCUGUUACUAGAAUGUUCAUCUACUUUUGAGUUAAAACUUAGCCAAGAUUCAUUCUUGUCAUAUAAUAUUUCAUUAAGAUCCGUUCAGACUUUUAAAAAAGUUUGUUACCUUACGUACAGACAUACACUGUCUAUUUUAUAUUAUUAAUAUGUAUUAUGUCAAAUAUUCCGCCUACUAAGAAUGACCUGAAUCUUAGCGAAUGAAAUUGAUUGGUCAAAUAUUUCAUUCAUUUUUUUCAUUCUUUCUAUCCUAACUGAUGAUAACUGAUAUAUAGGUUCUAUACGAAUUUAGUCCAAAAUAUAAUUUUAAUAAAACGUAAUAAAAUAUAUGAACUUUUGUUUUGCUAAAUCACCAAUCAAUGGGCCAGUGAUUUUUAAUAUGAAUA